Messenger RNA from Hypanus sabinus (Atlantic stingray), 2828 nucleotides. Its product is annotated as homeobox protein Hox-A5. Lineage: Eukaryota; Metazoa; Chordata; Chondrichthyes; Myliobatiformes; Dasyatidae. The transcript is spliced from 2 exons. Gene Ontology annotation, cellular component: nucleus. Gene Ontology annotation, molecular function: RNA polymerase II cis-regulatory region sequence-specific DNA binding; DNA-binding transcription factor activity, RNA polymerase II-specific. The coding region runs from base 1989 to 2828 and encodes 279 amino acids. Gene Ontology annotation, biological process: anterior/posterior pattern specification; regulation of transcription by RNA polymerase II. The record is from RefSeq and is a predicted model, not a curated record.
GUUUGGUAGUGAGUUACAAUGUGCUCAUUCUGCUAAACAGUUUAGAGAGAGAAAAAAAUAAUCGUAUAUCUGUUUGUUUUCGUUGUUCCUCCUCUUGAGCUUGUGUCUAUGUAUAAUUGGUAGAGGAAUUGUUCAAAUAAUUCGCAUUCCAUAGGAUACAAUAAUUAUACGGUGUAGGAUUAAUUGUUUUAUAAAUGCGAAGUGUGAAUGUUUCUGCUUCUCUAGUCGUUACUAUGUGAUGGGUUGCACCACAAAUAAUGACCCAAUUGUUUCAAUGGAUAGUUUGCUCCGUAGGUAUAAUUUGACAGUCUUCAAAUAAAUGAACGUAGUAGAUAUGCCCAUUUGCUAAUGAUAAAUAUUGCAUUGUAUAUGUCCAUAAUUUGCCCCCAUUUUUGUUAUUUUUAGAUAAUUAAGAGGGCACAGUAUUCAGGCUGGUCGUGCCAUUCUUUCCCUUACAAAGAAAACAAUUAUAUUUCCUUUUAUCCUGACAUUCGUACGAUAAACUAAGCUAGGUUGGUAACGCUUUCGCUUUAAAUUGAAGUUUUGAGGAUAAAAAUGUCUUAAAUAUAUAUUAAGAUAUACAUUAAUAUAUAAAUAAAAAGCAAGGUGCCCAAUUUGUAAGAAUUUAGCCUUUAACAAAAGCUGCCGAAAACUUUUUGUAUUAAAUAAGCUGUGAAAGGAAACUUAGCACUGUGAAAUUGAUCGGUAGAUGUCCUUGUUUCAGAGAGGAAAAAAAUGGACUGUAUACGUGGUAGGAAUGACUAUUUGGUUUCUGGGUUCAUUAAAUAGGGCAAUUUUCACUAAAUGCACAAGUAAAGACGUAGCUAGAGCCGCGUUUAAAUUGUAAAACGUUCUUCAUGAUAUUUAUUACAACAAACCUAGAAAUAGUGGUCUUGCACAAAGCUGAUGUUUUGAAUAGGUGGAUGACUAUUUGUAAAGUGCGCUGCCUUUUGUUAGAUAAUGUACAGCAUUUACUAAUCGAACCAACGCAAAAUGCUGUGCAAAAACAUUAUUUCCACGUAAAUUGGGCACAAAACGACGUUUAUAUACCAAUCGAAAAGGGGUCCCUGUUUAGGAUGUAAUAUGUAAUAAAGUAAAUUGGAAAAAUUUAAACGCAUCUUCAAUAUACGUGACAUGAGUUUUAAGAACGCGAAAAUUGGCUUGAGAGUUUAAGUGCGGGGUGGCUUCGAAAUUUCCGCAGAUACACGGAGAACUCUAACAUUGUGAGCUAUGCAGACAAAAUAAAAAAUUAAAACGGCGUAACAGAUUAAAAGAAUUAGCAUUUUGAUGCUGUACGAUACCGUUUCUCCCCUGAACUAAUCAGCGAUGGUACCCGAAGCGUACGAAAAUCACAGAACACAUAACUAAAAUUAAAUCUAAUUUUUAAAAUUUCAAAACAAGCCAGUUACAAGAAAACGUCGAGUCCUAUCUGUAACACUAGCAGCUCUAUCUUAAGAAAACCCAACAUCUCUGGUGGGUUAAAUAAAUGUACUGUUGUGCGACGUAGAUUCUUUUUUGAAAGAUGCUCUUCUCAUUGGUUUAUGUGAUUUAUUCUACGAAAUGUAAUGGUUAAGUUUGAAAUGUGUGGUAGCCUUAAUUCGACCCGAGGCCGAUUUUCCCGUUCAUCACAACUACAGUCGCAUAGCCUCUGUCUCCAGAGGGUGGCGCGCAAGGACAACCCAAAGCCAGUGCUGGGAGCCGCCGGCGCGCCCCCGUGCGCGCCACCCUCUUUCUUUCUUCCUCGCAACCUUCCAAUUUGUAGCCACAGUGCACGGAUUUACCUCUAGAGGUCAUCAGCGAGAAUUUACGACUGGACAACAAAAGCACGUGAUUUCAAGUCGUACCCCAUAUUUGGGUGCCUACGUAGGAGGGAACGAAGUACAUGUCCCAGUCAUUUCCAUAAUUCAUCAUAAAUUGUGCAGGGUGCUAGACGCACAAACGACCAAGAGCCACAAAUCAAGUAAAAAAUAAAUAAAUAAAAAAAUCAAAUGAGCUCUUACUUUGUAAACUCAUUCUGCGGUCGCUAUCCAAAUGGCCCGGACUACCAGUUACAUAAUUAUGGAGAUCAUAGCUCGGUGAGCGAGCAAUACAGGGAUUCUGCAACGAUGCAUUCCAGCAGGUACGGCUACGGUUACAAUGGGAUGGAUCUCAGCAUUAGUCGUCCAGCAUCUAACCACUUUAAUGCCAGUGAAAGAUCUCGAAGCUACUCUGCAGCAGCAGCAACAACAGCAGCAGCAGCAGCAGCAGGACCAGAAGCAGGGGCAGACACCAGGUACAACCAACCUGCCACGUCCACUCAGUCUCCUUCACCUGACCCUCUGCCCUGCUCCGCCGUGGUCAGUCCGCCUGCCAGUGACAACCACCCCGGAAUCAAAAACUCCAUAGCAAGCCCAACUACCUCCUCAAAUUCCAGCAGCAGCAGCAGUCAAAUCAGUAGAGAUGGGGUUGGCACGUCGCCUGGUACUGAGGAUGACACCCCGGCAAGCAGCGACCCUCCAAGUUCACAGAACGGGCAAGGCACAGCACAGCAGCAGCCUCAAAUUUACCCCUGGAUGCGAAAACUGCACAUAAGUCACGACAGUAUGGGAGGACCAGAAGGUAAAAGAGCCAGAACGGCUUAUACCCGAUACCAAACGCUGGAGCUGGAGAAAGAAUUCCACUUCAAUAGAUAUCUGACCCGGAGACGACGGAUAGAAAUUGCACAUGCCCUUUGCCUAACCGAGAGACAGAUUAAGAUCUGGUUCCAAAACAGGAGGAUGAAAUGGAAAAAAGAUAACAAGCUAAAAAGCAUGAGCAUGGCCGCUGCAGGAGGCGGAUAUCGCCCUUGA